AUGGCCCCUUUCAGCGGGCAUGUAUGUUUAUACAUAAUUCGAAUGCAGUGGAAAGUCUUGUAUUCACAUGCGCAUAAGGUUAUUGCCAGAAACCAGAAGCCAGCCGUUCCCCGGCAACACGCGCCACUCAGCCACUUGGAGGUCCCGUCACGCAUUGUCACACCCCUAUCAUUGAUGUUGCUGCCGGACGAAGUCUCUAGUGGACAGAUGGUUCGCGCCAUCGUCACUACAUACAUAGUACAGUACCCCUGGUCGGGUCAUUUCAUUUGGCCUCGCCAACGCGGUGGUCAGGGCUGCGGAACACAGUUGAACGGUAGGGUACUAAGUGCUGGACGUUGGAUAUCAACUAGCAGCCAAUGGUGCAGAGCAAAACGGCGGAAAGCGGACAGUAUCCGGCCAAUGACAGGCACAGAUGGGGAUCAUGGUCCAAUCCGUUGCUUUUUUCGUGGUCCCGCUCCCCCAGAGGACAGUGCGCGUCCCUCAUCUGUCCAGGCGCUCUUGGGUAUUUGCACGGCGCGCACACAACGGUCAGAACACGAUGCUAAGUUCUACUGCAGAUUGAGCCCGUACCCCUUGCGCCUUACCGUUGCCUUGAACACUGGCAAAGUCCCUUCGAACAUUGAUAUCAUUUCGCUCAUUGGAAUUACUUCGAUUCAUCUAAGCGGCCUGUCUCUGCUUUUCUCCUUUGAACAUUUAUCGAAUGAAGUUUGCGUAAGUAGCCAACCGCUACCGUCUCCUGAGGGGACGCCAUGUCAGUCAUUGUCCCGACGCACUUCACGACAUGGCACGCCAGGAAGUGAGACACAUAGUUCGCCAGCUCCACUACCACCAGACCAACGUCACGGUAACGGAGAUGCUGCCAACGAUGAGAACAUCUCCAUCCUCGACCCACGUCGUUUCACCCCUACCUUGCACGCCAAUCUGGUCUCUGAGAUUCUCAACCUUCGCCGGGAAUUAGAUUCAAAGCACAAGUUCAUCGAGGACUUGGAAACGAGUCUCUACACGGUGCGUGUUGACAAUGAUUCGCUCGCGAAACAACUUUCGGCUUCAAAUAAGGAGAGUAAAUCGAUCAAGCGCCAGCUUCAACACUUCGAAAAUGAGACCCUCGCUGCAUUAGAGGAGAUUGCUGGGGAGAGGGACAAGCAUAAGGAGUCUAUCACGGAUCUAAAAGAGAAGCUUGAACAGGCUCAGAAGAAGUCGCGUAGUCAAGAAGAUGAUUCGACAAGGGUUCAUGAUAUGUGGGCGCGUGAAAAGGAGAUUUGGGCUGGGGAGAAGCAAACGCUGGAGCGCCGAGUCCAUCUGUCGGAAUCCCGCUUAAAGAUGCUUCUGGACGAGAUUGCUAUGCAUGAAGCUGCCAACCAAGAAGCUGGACUCGAGAGUGAUGGUGAAGAGGGGGCGCGCGAAGCCCCCGUGGGUGCGGACAGCGACGCGGGCAGCAUACGCUCGUCACCGCAGCGUAGAUCGUCUACACACAUUGGACGACAUGCAAGGAAUUGCAGCAGCAGUAGCUACCGCAGUAUUGGCCGCAAUUAUCGCAUGUCACUGUUGUCCGAAGGCUAUGGUCGAUCGAACGGUCUGAGCCUGGCUGAUGAGCUCAUCUUUGAUGAAGAGGAAGAAUACUUGGGAGAACUGGAGCUGGAUUCUGAUGAUUUCCCUGAGAACGAGAUGCGUGCAAGAAGGGCGCGUGAUUCGCGCCUAUCGUUGAUGAACCCAGAUGAGAAAGCUAAGCGAAUACUGGGUCUGAGUAUCGAUAAUCAGCAAUCCCUCAAGGACCAAUCUCUUCUAGAAGAAAGCGAGCCGCGGAAGACCUCUUACGAUACAGGUCACUCAUCGAUUACACUUGCGCCUCGAGACAUCACCUUGGUUUUCCCUCCCACUCGGCCCAUCUACGUCAACACUGGUGUGCAACCAACUCCGCCACAAUCGCCUACCCGGCCUGUAAUGGUUGAAGCCGCUUCGCAGACGAGUUACACUCCUGUGCAACAGAAAUUGCAUGACGUCUCCGUGACGGCUGCCGAAGUCGAAGCAAAUCAAAGCCGAAAGCGGACAUCAAUUACACCGUCUAAUCAUCCAUCGCUCAGUAUUAGCCUCGUAAGCUCAACCAUGACUUCCAGCUCGGUACAGACGGUCGAACCUCUGAGCCCUCCAGCUACCCCUAAGAUAGCUGCGUCCGUGAAUCAGCCACUUUAUUCUACGCUAUCGACACAGGCUGUGUCAACCUCUACGCAAACUGAUCUAAUAGAAGAGCCCAAGGAGUCAAAUCUCCAUAACAAAAAGGCAUUGCCACCACCAGCAAUCACAAUUCCUUCAAUCGCUAUCCACGCCCCUUCUUCGGCUCCUUCCUCCCCAAGAGAGCCGAUUCUACCUCCAUGUACUAAGACAGUCUCGACACAGACAACAGGGGAUCUGGCAUCGCCAAUGCGCUCCCACGGUAUGCAAACAGAACCGAUACGAAUCGAUCAACGUCGUGUGAAGCUUCCAUCUCAUUUGUUGCCUUCAUCAAUCUCAUCCAAGCCUGGCACCCCCGAGUCCAAACACAUUAGUGAGGCAUCCAUACAGGAUCUCAGCACAGAGCCGCAAUCAAACGAUAGAGACUCCCCUGCCCUCAAAUCAUCUGCUCGUCAAGAUCUCUUCAUGCGACUCGAAAAGGCUGCAGAGAGGAAGAUAGAGAAUCGCUACCCUGGAAACAACGACAACGGGCCAUUGUCUCGAUUCCAACAGUCCGACAUACUUAGUCGGCCAUUCCGGACGAGCAGUCUAUUUGCCGGAUUUGACGGGCCAUCUUCUGAUGAGGAAGAUGAUGAUGAUUUUGGGUAUAAUAGUGACGAUGACUAUAGCGUGCCAAAGUUCUCCAGCUCUAUGCUGUCAUCGCGCAACGCUAAAAGUGGACGCCCAGUCAACCCUCCAACGCCUGUCCCAGAGGACAAGGAGACAUCGCCUCAACCCCGGCCCUCGGAAGAUUCUAUGGUAUCUAAGCGUAGUUCAAUGGAGAGGCCAGCCAAGGUCGGUAAAGCAACACGUACUACCAUUACCCGCCAGCCAAGUAUCCGAAGAUCUGUGAUGAUUCAAAAUGGCACUGCAGCACAUUCACGUUCUCGCAGUCCAAGCUUUGGGAGUGUGGCUUCCAGUGGCUAUGUACCAAAACCACCUUUCCCAGUACCGACUCGCUCGAGUUCACGUAAGCCCAUUAGCAAGAGCGAAGGCUCUCAAAGCCCAACCCCUCGUAACAGCGGAUCUUACGCUGGCCGACGUCCAUACGGUGUGUAUCAUCAGCGCAAAGACAGCUUGCGGAAGGUCAGAUCAGCAGCUCCUAUAGUGAAGACUCGCUCUCGCAGCAGAUCUCCGACAUUACCUACUACCCCAAGCAUCGCCGAUACGUCGUCAAUCCCUCCUCUACCGAGCGACAUUGUGAGCGCUAGGGGCUUUAAUCACCGCCAUCAGUUAUCAAACGCCACUGCCUACACGGCCAAUGGCUCGAUCAACAGCUCUGUCAACCAGACUAGCGUAGUCGAUGCCAUUGCUGCCGCUAUGAUUGGAGAAUUUAUGUGGAAAUACGUUCGUAAGAGGAAGACUUUUGGUGGCCCAGAUGCACCGGCAGACAUGAGUCGCGCUGCAGAGGAAGCCUCUUUGGCCAAUCAUGGAGUGCGACACAAGCGCUGGGUGUGGAUUUCCCCAUACGAGAGAGCGAUUCUUUGGAGUAGCAAGCAGCCAACUUCUGGCUCUGCACUCAUGGGCAAGAGUGGUCGCAAACUCGUUAUCCAGUCAGUCCUUGAUGUGGCCGAUACCUGCCCUGCACCCAGGAACGAAAACCUGUUUAAUCGAUCCAUUCUGAUCCUUACACCCGCCCGAGCAUUGAAGUUUACGACGACUUCACGAGAGCGUCACUAUUUGUGGCUGACAGCGCUGUCCUUCCUGGCUCAUUCGAGCUCGCCAAUGCCCAACCUCGAUGCUAUGCCACCAGUGCCACCCCCUGUUGAUGAAUCUUUGCGGCGUAAUCAAGGUGCAACACUCCGGAGAAGCCGCGUCCAAGACUCGGUACGGCUUGCCAAGGGACGAGUCAACCCCGUCAUGGCGCGUUACGCGGCACAGAACGAGCCUAUGCCUAGUUUGCCUUCACUCUCUGGGUUCGAAAGGCCCAUUCCUGACGCUGCGAGUCCUCCGACAAUCCCUCGUGGACCACAGCAUGGCAGGAAGCGAAGCUCCACUGGACCCAGUGCUCCCCCUCCCAACGUACCCUUCCGAAGCUUCUCGCAUCAGAACGUACCGUCAAUCUACUCAAACGGAUCGUCGGACAUGUACAGUGCUGGUGUUCCCCCAUCAGUGCCGUCUAGCGUAUACAACCCUAACAGCGGUGCUCUUAGUUCGAGAACCUCGGAAGCCAGUACAUCAACGCGUCGGCAUUUCUUCGACACGAUGGGGACAGUCCGCAUGGAGGCUUUCGUCGCAGGCAUCGACAAUGCUCUGGUGGACCAGAACAAACUGACUGGGCACAAUGCGAGGACGCGAAUGGCUCGCCGUCGAGGUAGCAGUCAAUGGAGUGCCAGUACUAGAGACGCCUCCAACCGAUCCGGCGGUCUUUUCGAAGACUUUGAUGCCGGCGGCGAUCCCUUCCGUGGCUUCUAG
Molecule: messenger RNA, 4623 nt
Organism: Plenodomus lingam JN3
Lineage: Eukaryota; Fungi; Ascomycota; Dothideomycetes; Pleosporales; Leptosphaeriaceae
Biological process (GO): microtubule cytoskeleton organization; maintenance of protein location in cell cortex
Cellular component (GO): mitochondrion; cell cortex
Molecular function (GO): phospholipid binding; tubulin binding
Source: RefSeq, a predicted model, not a curated record